This is a messenger RNA of Pygocentrus nattereri (red-bellied piranha), 649 nucleotides long. It is a transcript of the gene fabp4b, whose product is annotated as fatty acid binding protein 4b. Gene Ontology annotation, cellular component: cytosol; nucleus. Gene Ontology annotation, biological process: fatty acid transport. The coding region runs from base 118 to 519 and encodes 133 amino acids. NCBI's taxonomy places the organism in Eukaryota, Metazoa, Chordata, Actinopteri, Characiformes, Serrasalmidae. The transcript is spliced from 4 exons. The record is from RefSeq and is a predicted model, not a curated record. Gene Ontology annotation, molecular function: fatty acid binding.
AGCACAGGCCCACGUCGCUUUAAACCCCUGGAACAGAACAGCCACAACGUCCUGGGACUCAGUCUACACCCUCAAACUGUUAGAGCUCUUUCUUCAUAGUCCUAAAGCGGUGUGAGGAUGGACCGGUUCAUGGGGACAUGGAAACUGACCUCGAGCGACAACUUUGACGAGUACAUGAAAGCAGUCGGUAUCGGCUUUGCCUCCAGGCAGAUCGCUAACAUGGCCAAGCCGAGCCUCUUAUUCAGCGUGGACGAUCAGGGGGUCUUCUCCAUGAAGUCCAUGACCACCUUCAAGACCGUGGAAAUAAAGUUCAAGCUGGACGAGGAAUUCGACGAGAUCACUGCAGACGACCGGCAGGCGAAGACGGUGAUGAGCCUCGUGGACGGUAAACUGGUUCAGACGCAGUCGUGGGAGGGCAAGAGCACGACACUCGAGAGGGAGGUCCAGGACGGGAAGCUGAUGGUGAAGUGCGUCAUGGACGACGUGGUGUCCGUGAGGACGUACGAGAGAGAAGAGUGACCCCCGUGUUAAGGGACAGUGUCCCGACACACUUCGGUCAGACUGCGAAAGCUCCAGUGAUGACCGCAGCACUGUUGUCUGUUCUCAUUGCUUUAUUAAUUAAAUUGAUUAAUAAAAAUCAAUAAAAACA